AUGUUUGCAUCCAAGUGGCAUUAUACGUUCUUUGGUCUAGACACAUUCAACAGCAUCGCAACUGCAAUAAUAUCGCAGAUCUACGGUAUAUAUUUCUUGCUACGGAUUCACAAGCUGGCUAAAGCAUUCUACCGUAUUGCGACGGGGACCAGUGAGAUAUACAGGCUCAUAGAUGUCGCGAUAGCUAAUGGAGAAGCUAGAACAGAGACUUCUAUACCACAAUCUUCUGGAGCCUCCACUCCAACCUCCUCGAAUGACACAUCAUCAGCAACCACUUUGAUACCGUCUGACGAUGGUCACUCAUUACACGUGAUGAAUUCGGCUAUAGGCAGACCGCUGGGUGUCGUGUCUCCCAAAGUCAUCUUCAGAAUCGAUCGAGCCAUACUGUUUUCAAACAAGCUAGAGAUGGAAAGACGCCAGUUGGAACUCAAAGAUGGACGAUGGGAUCUAGCAGUGAAGGGAAUCAUGGAGAAGAAACUCUUUCCCGAUAGAUCCAAUCUUUUUACCCCACACGCUACAGUUCUUAGAAUUGUCGUCAACAAUAUCGGAGCAACUUAUAAUCUCUUGCAUGAUCUGAAUGCACGAGCAGCUACAAAAUACGAAUCCAACAUGAAGUCUUCGGAGCGCAAACUUCUGGAGUUAUGGGAGCUGUUGAUGCCAAACGAGAGAUUAGAAGGUAGAAUAACAAAACAGUGGCAAAAGAUUGGAUUCCAGGGUAGCGAUCCAGCUACAGACUUUCGAGGAAUGGGGAUGUUAGGGCUGGAUGAUCUACAUUAUUAUGCCAAGAAUCAUCCAAAGUCGGCAGCAAGAGUCUUGUCUAGCUCGCAUCACGACACGACAUGGUUCUCAUUCGCCAUCGUUGGCAUCAACAUUACCAAAUUUGCAUUGACUCUCGUGAGGACAAGACAAGCAAACCAUUUUUUCUACAGUUAUGGUAUCUCGAAGGACGUGUAUCAAGAGUUAUAUUGUUAUCUAUUUGAUGGUUUUGAACGUUUCUGGACAUCUUACUCAGAUACGAUUACCGUCAUGGAUUUUUCACGUAUUUUUGACAAGUACCAAGCUCGAGUCGAGCGAGAACUAUGGGAACGACGCGAAACAGUCUUGGACCCCAACUCGACGAAUUUGCUGAGGUCAAAGAAGAAUCGAUAG
Synchytrium microbalum is the source of this 1149-nucleotide messenger RNA. RefSeq lists its product as uncharacterized. The coding region runs from base 1 to 1149 and encodes 382 amino acids. NCBI's taxonomy places the organism in Eukaryota, Fungi, Chytridiomycota, Chytridiomycetes, Synchytriales, Synchytriaceae. The record is from RefSeq and is a predicted model, not a curated record. Gene Ontology annotation, molecular function: GTPase activator activity. The transcript is spliced from 10 exons.